Molecule: messenger RNA, 1834 nt
Organism: Caenorhabditis angaria
Lineage: Eukaryota; Metazoa; Nematoda; Chromadorea; Rhabditida; Rhabditidae
Source: the annotation of a GenBank genome assembly
AUGUUGGUCGCUGUCAUUUUUGUUUCCCUAUAUUUUUUCACAACUUCACAUGCCGCUUCAAAUUGUUUGUCUCCAGAGCUCAAAAAACAAGCGAUCACAUGUGUUGAGGUGAGAAAUUAGAAAAUUUGAAAAUCUGUGACAAACAAAAUUCCAGAGUCUCACUCCACUUUUCAACGAGCUCAAAAAAUCGCAAGCUGCCAACUUUGAUGAUAAAAACAGCUAUGACAAGCUCAACCAACUUUGCGAAACUUCGUUGAAAUGCUUCAAAACCCUCGAAAAAUGUGCCGAAAUUCCAAAAGAAGUCAUCGAUGGCUCUGAAGAUAUGUGCAGUUUGACGAAAUUUGUGAACGGCCCAAAAUUCUCGCAAUGCAUGAAAACAAUUGAUGCGAAAAAGGACAAAUGUACUACCGAACUUUUUGUUGGACCACAACAAUUAGAGGGUGCACUGCCUCCCCAAAUCUACGUGUGUGUGGAAAAACGAAAAAUGUCUGGCACGCUCUCGCAAACACACACUCUCUCGCACACAACUUUUUACUUUUAUUUCGCGAAAACAGUGCAUAUUAGGAGCUGAUUUUUAUGUGUUUUUCAUCGGAACCACAAUAUGUGUUAUACAUAGUUCGAAAGAGAAUUUCUUCGGCUACAAACACAUAUGAAAUGUUAUAAACGAAACCGAGAUAAAAAAAUAAAAAUUUCAUGCAAACAUGACAUGGUUUUUUUGAAUUGUGUGAAAAACGCAUGUGUUUUUUGAUGACCUGGCUUAUUUUUUGAAUAUCGAAUAUAUGUAUAAUCGAGUCGUAGUUUUGUUCAGAAUCUCAAGGGCUUUUUCAGAUGAUGUAAAUCAAUUUUUAUGAAAUUGUGAAAUCAUGGAGGAGUAGGGAUUUUUCGUUUGUCAAUUUUUAAAACGAAAUUUUCAUUUUCAUUUGAAAGGAACUCGAAUGAAGUUUACAUACGUUUUAAAGAGAAUUUCUCGGGCUUCAAAAUCAUAUAUAUUUCUAUACACAAAAAUGGAAAUUGAAAGCACCGCUUUCGAUUGAAAACUCACCGCUGUUUUUCGCAACGCUACUGAACGCGGUUUGUUUGUUUGGUGCAAACCCAACAAGUUUUCAACCGAAAGCGGUGCUUUCAAUUUCCAUUUUUGUGUAUAGAAAUAUAUAUGAUUUUGAAGCCCGAGAAAUUCUCUUUAAAACGUAUGUAAACUUCAUUCGAGUUCCUUUCAAAUGAAAAUGAAAAUUUCGUUUUAAAAAUUGACAAACGAAAAAUCCCUACUCCUCCAUGAUUUCACAAUUUCAUAAAUAUUGAUUUACAUCAUCUGAAAGCCCUUGAGAUUCUGAACAAAACUACGACUUGAUUAUACAUAUAUUCGAUAUUCAAAAAAUAAGCCAGGUCAUCAAAAAACACAUGCGUUUUUCACACAAUUCAAAAAAACCAUGUCAUGUUUGCAUGAAAUUUUUAUUUUUUUAUCUCGGUUUCAUUUAUAACAUUUCAUAUGUGUUUGUAGCCGAAGAAAUUCUCUUUCGAACUAUGUAUAACACAUAUUGUGGUUCCGAUGAAAAACACAUAAAAAUCAGCUCCUAAUAUGCACUGUUUUCGCGAAAUAAAAGUAAAAAGUUGUGUGCGAGAGAGUGUGUGUUUGCGAGAGCGUGCCAGACAUUUUUCGUUUUUCCGCACACACGUAGAUUUGGGGAGGCAGUGGGGUGAUCGAGAGGAUAAAUGUGAUAAUUAUAAGAAAAAUGGGGACUGUGCAAGAAAGUUUAUUGCAACUUCUUGUAGCGCUGAUGCCUUGAAAGCUUUUGAUUCUUUCAAAACUGAAACAACCAAAAGACUCAAAUGUUAA